This is a messenger RNA of Nerophis ophidion (straightnose pipefish), 759 nucleotides long. RefSeq names its product growth hormone 1 (gene gh1). The transcript has 6 exons. Gene Ontology annotation, biological process: positive regulation of tyrosine phosphorylation of STAT protein; animal organ development; positive regulation of receptor signaling pathway via JAK-STAT. The record is from RefSeq and is a predicted model, not a curated record. Bases 49 to 666 code for a protein of 205 amino acids. NCBI's taxonomy places the organism in Eukaryota, Metazoa, Chordata, Actinopteri, Syngnathiformes, Syngnathidae. Gene Ontology annotation, molecular function: growth hormone receptor binding; growth hormone activity. Gene Ontology annotation, cellular component: extracellular region.
AAGUGGCAACAUGUUGGCAAAGCAAGCAGAAGGACAUCCACAUCAGCCAUGGACAGAAUGAUUCUCUUCCUGUCAUGUGUGUCUCUGGGCGUGGUCUCCUCUCAGCCAAUCACAGACAGCCAGCGUCUUUUCUCCAUCGCUGUGAGCCGCGUGCAACACCUCCACCUGCUGGCCCAGAGACUCUUCUCCGACUUUGAGAGUUCACUGCAGAUGGAGGAACAACGCCAACUCAAUAAAAUCUUCCUGCAGGACUUCUGCAACUCGGACUACAUCAUCAGUCCUAUCGACAAGCACGAAACACAACGCAGCUCGGUCUUGAAGCUGCUGUCCAUCUCCUAUCGACUGGUGGAAUCCUGGGAGUUUCCCAGCCGUUCCCUCUCUGCUGCUCCUGUUCCCAGAAAUCAGAUCUCUUCAAAACUUUCAGAACUGAAGAUGGGAAUCCUGCUGCUGAUCAGGGCCAACCAGGACGGAGCCGAGAUGUCGUCUGACAGCGCCGGCCUCCAACUGGCGCCGUAUGGCAAUUACUACCAAAGUGCGGGGGAUGACGAGUCCUUGAGACGGAUGUACGAGCUGCUGGCGUGCUUCAAGAAGGACAUGCACAAGGUGGAGACUUACCUGACUGUGGCCAAAUGUCGACUCUCACCAGAGGCCAACUGCACCCUGUAGCCCUGACAUCUGCGGCUAGCAUUAGCAUGUGUGGUGUUUGUGUCGUGUGGACUGGUCACCCAGUGAAAUAAAGUUGUGGGCUGAUGUCAUCUA